CUAAUAGCAUAAUAAUAUGAAAUUCCAGUGCGCAUGUACAAAAAAAUAGACCAACAAUAUGGCGGCGUUGUUUGGCUGAUCACAUCACGGCGAUCACGCUGUUUAUGUGUUCACAAUUUAUUCCUGUCCGAGAAAGUCGUAAUCAAUCGUCAACGUAAUCGAUAAUGACUACCGAGGACUCUAAGAUGACACGUGGCCGUGGCAACGCGACGAACAAGUCGACGACAAAACGGUGAACGUGCGAUAAAGUAUACGAGAUUGAUGUCGAUCGACGCUGCCGUCGUGAACUUCAUUCCGGCCAAUCCUUCCCGUUCGACCGAAUGCCAAACGUUAGCGACUCCAUAUACAAAUACGUUUAGUCUCGUGAAUAAAUUAUGAGCGUGGACAGCGAGAACAAGUCGAGCGAGUCGCGAACUAUCGCGCCGUACAACGCAGAAAACGGCACUGACGGUGGUACCGAGGGUGGACCGGUGACUCCGGAAAUGGUGCUCCGAUUGCCCACUAUCACGGACAAAUAUCUCUGCUCUCCCGAGGCCAAUAUCUACGACAUAGACUUCACGAGAUUCCAAAUUAGGGAUCUAGAAACUGGAGCUGUACUGUUUGAAAUAACAAAGCCCCCCGCUAGUGCAGAAUGCGAUGUUCAUCAAGAACCGGAACCAGAUUGCGAAGAACUCGGAUCUGAAGAUGCAAACACGGGACGCUUUGUGCGAUAUCAAUUUACGCCACAAUUUCUGAAGUUAAAGACGGUCGGAGCGACAAUUGAAUUUCUAGUAGGGCCUAAGCCGAUCAAUAACUUUCGGAUGAUAGAACGGCACUUUUUCCGAGACAGAUUGCUGAAAACCUUCGAUUUUCAGUUCGGAUUCUGCAUACCAAACAGCAAAAACACAUGCGAACACAUCUAUGAGUUUCCAACGUUGCCUGCGGAUCUAGUUUCCGAAAUGAUCGCGAAUCCAUUCGAGACGCGAUCCGAUUCUUUUUAUUUCGUCGACAAUCAGCUUGUGAUGCACAAUAAGGCCGACUACGCUUACAACGGUGGGCAUACAACGCACGAUGUAUUGUAAUGUGCAGUUU
Messenger RNA from Mycetomoellerius zeteki, 1071 nucleotides. RefSeq names its product unc-119 lipid binding chaperone (gene unc-119). Lineage: Eukaryota; Metazoa; Arthropoda; Insecta; Hymenoptera; Formicidae. The coding region runs from base 375 to 1061 and encodes 228 amino acids. Gene Ontology annotation, cellular component: cilium. The record is from RefSeq and is a predicted model, not a curated record. Gene Ontology annotation, molecular function: lipid binding. Gene Ontology annotation, biological process: lipoprotein transport; nervous system development; cilium assembly. The transcript has 4 exons.